This is a messenger RNA of Chironomus riparius, 345 nucleotides long. NCBI's taxonomy places the organism in Eukaryota, Metazoa, Arthropoda, Insecta, Diptera, Chironomidae. The record is from the annotation of a GenBank genome assembly.
AUGGCAGAUAAACCAAAGCGUCCACUUUCAGCAUACAUGAUCUGGCUUAACUCAGCUCGUGAGUCGAUUAAGCGAGAGAAUCCAGACUUCAAAGUCACAGAAGUCGCAAAGAAGGGAGGUGAAUUAUGGCGCGGAAUGAAGGAUAAGAGUGAAUGGGAGGCUAAAGCAGUCAAAAUGAAGGAAGAAUAUGAGAAGGCAAUGAAAGAAUUUGAACGUAAUGGUGGAGAUAAGAGCAGUGGAACUGUUUCAAAGAAGCGUGGUAAGGCAGCAGAAAAGAAAAAGCCCGCCAAAAAGAGCAAGAAGAAGGACUCCGAGGACGAUGAGGACGAAGAUGAAUCAGAUUAA